GGUCACGGGCGAGCGCGGUCCCCGCGGACCCGGGCCUGGGAAGGCUUCGCUUCCUGCAGUCGUCGCCCGUGCUGACCCCACUCUCUGCGCCCCUCCUGGGGCCGCCCUGCCUAGUGGAUUUCGGAAGACCAUGAAACGGUGGGGCACGCCCCUUCAGAAGCUGUUGUUCAAGACAAUCUAGUUUUGUUUCAUGAAUCUUGUAAGCCACUUAUGAAGUUUCUUGUUCAAAAAUUGCCGUACUGCAAUGAAGAAAAGGAGAAAGGUUACUUCAGAUCUUGACGAGAAGAUCCAUCUAGGCUAUCAUAAAGAUUCUUCAGAAGAAAAUGCUGCUGUGGAAUGUGGCCAAGUGACCUACACUCAGUCGACAGAAAGACCAACCCCUGAAGCUCUCCAGUGUUGCCAAGAGCUUCCCACCUCUCCGGAUCAGAGAAAGCUUUUGAGUUCUUUGCAGUACAAUAAGAAUUUGCUGAAGUACUUGAACGAUGAUAGGCAGAAGCAGCCGUCUUUCUGUGAUUUACUUAUCAUAGUAGAAGGGAAAGAGUUCAGUGCGCAUAAAGUAGUAGUUGCUGUUGGCAGUAGUUAUUUCCACGCGUGUUUGAGCAAAAAUCCAAGCACGGAUGUCGUCACCCUGGAUCACGUAACGCAUUCAGUUUUUCAGCAUUUGCUCGAGUUUCUUUACACAUCAGAGUUUUUUGUGUACAAAUACGAAAUACCUCUUGUUUUAGAGGCGGCAAAAUUUUUGGACAUUAUAGACGCAGUGAAGCUGCUGAAUAAUGAGAACGUUGCUACGUUUCAGGCGGAACUCACUGACAAGUCGUCCCCAGAAGAGACACUAAAUGAAUUAACCGGAAGGCUGUCUAACAAUCAUCAGUGCAAAUUUUGUAGUAGGCAUUUCUGCUAUAAAAAGUCCUUAGAGAACCAUUUAGCUAAGACUCACAGGUCCCUGUUACUGGGGAAAAAACAUGGGUUAAAAAUGCUGGAGCGCAGUUUCUCUACUCGGAGGUCCAAGAGGAAUCGGAAGUGUCCCGUGAAGUUUGAUGACACCAGUGACGAUGAACAGGAGAGUGGGGAUGGGUCAGACAAUUUGAAUCAGGAAAGUUUUGAUAAGGAGAGGUCGGAUAGGAAUGACUCCGAGGACCCUGGAAGUGAAUAUAAUGUGGAGGACGAGGAGCUGGAGGAGGAAGUGUCAGAUGAGGAGUCUGACACCGAGCAGAGUGACAAAGACAAUGACGCAGAAGAGGAGCCCGAGGCUGCUGACUCUGCAGGAAGCAUCCACGAAGGGUUGGCUCCCGUAGUCAUUCAGAACAGCAAUAAGAAGAUCCUGCAGUGUCCCAAGUGUGAUAAGACAUUUGACCGGAUAGGGAAAUAUGAGAGCCACACCCGUGUGCACACAGGUGAGAAGCCCUUUGAGUGUGAUAUCUGUCACCAGCGUUAUUCGACCAAGUCUAACCUAACCGUUCACAGAAAGAAGCACAGCAGCGAGGUGGAGUUUCAUAAGAAGGAGCACAAGUGCCCUUACUGUAAUAAGCUGCACGCGAGCAAGAAGACGCUCGCCAAGCACGUCAAGAGAUUUCAUCCUGAAAAUGCACAAGAAUUUAUUUCCAUUAAGAAGACUAAGAGCGAGAGUUGGAAAUGUGAUAUUUGUAAGAAAUCUUUUACUCGAAGACCACACUUGGAAGAACACAUGAUUCUGCAUUCACAAGAUAAACCUUUUAAAUGUACCUAUUGUGAAGAACAUUUCAAAUCCAGAUUUGCACGGUUAAAGCAUCAAGAGAAGUUCCAUCUAGGACCCUUCCCAUGUGAUAUAUGUGGUCGUCAAUUCAAUGACACUGGAAAUUUGAAACGUCAUAUAGAAUGUACUCACGGUGGAAAGAGAAAAUGGACUUGCUUUAUUUGUGGGAAGUCAGUUCGAGAAAGAACUACUUUGAAAGAACAUUUGAGAAUACACAGUGGAGAAAAGCCUCAUCUUUGUAGUAUCUGUGGGCAAAGUUUUCGUCAUGGAAGCUCAUACAGGCUUCACUUGCGCGUGCAUCAUGAUGAUAAAAGAUACGAGUGUGAUGAAUGUGGGAAGACAUUCAUUCGCCAUGACCACCUCACAAAGCACAAAAAAAUACAUUCAGGUGAGAAGGCUCAUCAGUGUGAAGAGUGUGGAAAGUGCUUCGGUCGCAGGGAUCACCUCACUGUCCAUUACAAGAGUGUGCAUCUGGGGGAGAAGGUGUGGCAGAAAUAUAAAGCAACAUUUCAUCAAUGUGAUGUUUGUAAGAAGAUUUUUAAAGGAAAAUCAAGUCUGGAAAUGCAUUUUCGGACACAUUCAGGUGAAAAACCAUACAAGUGUCAAAUUUGCAAUCAGUCAUUUAGAAUUAAGAAAACUUUAACAAAACACCUGGUUAUUCACUCUGAUGCUCGGCCUUUCAAUUGUCAACACUGUAAUGCAACAUUUAAGCGGAAAGAUAAGCUGAAGUACCACAUUGACCAUGUUCAUGGGAUAAAAUCUCCUGAUGAUUCUCUCAGUACUUCUGAGGAAAAACUCAUGUCUUUGCCAAUAGAGUACUCAUCUGAUGAUAAGAUCUUUCAAGCAGAAACAAAACAGUAUCUGGACCAGCCCAAAGUUUAUCAGUCGGAAGCCAAGACUAUGCUACAGAAUGUGUCUGCGGAAGUAUGUGUUCCAGUAACAUUGGUCCCAGUUCAGAUGCCUGACACAUCCAGCGAUCUGGUGUCUCAUACCACCACACUCCCCACAUCGUCCCAUGAGAUGCUACCACAACAGCCGCAGCCAACUGAUUAUCCUCGUGCAGCAGACUUAGCAUUUCUGGAAAAAUACACUCUUACUCCUCAGCCUGCAAAUAUAGUUCACCCAGUCCGACCUGAACAGAUGCUAGAUCCUAGAGAACCGUCUUAUCUUGGGACAUUACUGGGCCUUGAUAGCACAACUGCUGUUCAGAAUAUGUCCACUAGUGAGCAUCGUUCAUGAGUCAACAUUCCAUAGACCUCUUGAUGCUUGUAAGCUGACAGUCAGAAGCUACUGGCUUUGAAUGAGUAGGGCUGCUAUUUUUUCUCCAUUUUUUUUUUUUUUAAAUAAUUUCUCAAGUCUUCAGAACAGCUUCAAAUCAAGAAAAGUUUAUUUCUAUUGACUGAAUACUUGGACACAUUUUAACAUGAUAUUAGAAGUAUGAUUUUUUUAAAAAAGAUCAUUUAGUACUAAUUUUGAAAUUUUAAAAUUUCAGAUUAUUAGCUGCUGACAAUGGUGGAGAUAUUUUUUAAAUCAUCAGUGGAAAUUUUUUCUCUUUCUUUCUUUUUGUUUUUUUGAGACAGGGUCUUAGUUUGUAGCCCAGGGUAUCCUCAGUUUGUGACAGACUUUCUGCCUUAGCCAACCAAUUGCUAGGAUUAUAGGUGUGAGCCCAAGCCGAGGUUUUUACUUCUAAUCAUCUAUUUUCUCUCUUUCCCAUAUUGCUAUGAAGUUUUAAGAACCAUGUAGUCUAUAGGAAGGAAUGUAAACAUAUGUCAAUAAUGGCAAAAUUUUAAUACUAAUUAAAUAUUUCAUUCAGAAUUUCAAAAUUGAGUUUAGAAACUUAUUGAAAUUUCUUACAAUUUUUGUAAGAAAAUCUUGAUACUUUCAGGUUGUCAUCUAUCUAUUGUUUUUGUCAUUAUAUUUGGGUUUUUCACAAGCCAAAAUCCAAGAGCUAACAAAUACAAGGUUAGCAUGUUAAAUGAAAUGUAAAAUUUGUUAUUUUAAUCCAGAUAAUUGGACCUGUAUUCAACUAUCUUAAGUAAUAAAUACAAACUUAGAUCUAGGCACUAAAUUAUCUAAUUGAAUAUAUCUUAAUGAAAAUAUGUCAGUUUCACCUAUAUAUCAGUAUACAUGUGCAUUUGUAUUUGACCACUUAGUCCACAUUCAUAGUCUGUUUCAGCAUCUACAGAUGUAUAAAGAAAGACAAGUGUAACUAAAUCAAUGGCAGUUCAAUCAAAUAAUGUAGUUAGCAUUUCAUUUCCCACAUUUGGCUGAUUGAAAUAGGGAAACAGAACCUAGAUAAUCAGAAAAGGUGCCAAACCCAUUCUUAGAUUUGCCCUAACUUAACAUGAUGCUCAGUGCAGUACCGUUUGUGUAUAGACUGACACUUAAACCAGAUCUUUAUUUUUGCUUUUGUGUGGAUUUGUCUCUAUUCUUCAUCCUUGUUUUUGGAUGAGGCAAUGGUUGAAUUCUUGAUGAAAGGAAAUAGGAAUUACAGGAGCACUUCACAGAUUAAGCUUAGGUGAAGAAAAAAAUCUGCCAGAAGUAUGAAAUACCUUUAGAGAUGGGCAUUUUGCAUUUUUUUCAACUCACUUUCAUCUUAUGUAGGAUGAGGUUUGUCUUGUGGGGUUGCUGAUGCUUACACAGGCAGGGUUGACUCACUGUUAACAUGCAGUUUGUAUGUAAACUACUGGAAAAGUAGCAGUUUCAAACUUUUUCCUAUUUCAAUUUGUUUACACUGCUAAUUGCUUUUAGCACUUUUUUGUGUGUGAAUGUGUGUGUGUAAACUGUAAGGUCUUGCCUGGCCCUUGUGGGUUUUAAAAACAUAUCACAAAUAAAAUGAUGAACUUUUAGUGGAUAAAAUGUAAGCAGUAAGGAGGAAACUGUUGAAGCACUUAAGAAACAAAGGUACUUUAUAGGAACAGUUGCCAUAUAAUGUUCAAAGAGCAUGUUGCAAAUUGAGGCACUAACCAAAGGAGCGAAGAUAAAUGAUAGCUAUAACCCCUGAGUUUGCCUCACUUAUCAGAGUUUGGUUGUUGUAAUUGUCUUUGGAUCAGUGAACUUAAUUUUAUAUUAUUUCUUAUUGCUAAAGCAUUCUUAUUUACUUAAUGUAGAAAUGUUCUGUGGGGACUAACCAUGGAGCUUGAGUCUGAGGCACUAUGAGUCCUAGACUUAUAAAUCAAGUUCAAGAGGACAGAUUUGCGAUUUUUAUCCUAAAGGCAGAUAAGGUUUUUAACUAAAUAUCUUACCUAUGAUGAAAUGAAAACAUCAUACCUAUAAAAUGUACUUUGCUUUAGAGAUAAGCUAAUGUAGAAAAAUUAGGGUUUAUCAGAAAAGGCAAAUGUUAUAUAUGUGUUUAUGUGCAUGAUAAAUUGUACAUUUUGGCAGAAAAGGAGGCUACAACAUUUCACAGUGGAUAUAUUACCUUGGGUUUUGAAGGUAUUUAAGGUUCUUUCAAUAAUGAUACUUUAACAUGUUAAAUAUAUGACUUAAUUUUAGGAAUUGGUUUACAUAGGACUUUUUAUGAAUAUAGCUCUUAUGUAAAGUGACAUACAAUUGUAUAAUUGUACUUAGCUGUUGUAGUAGAAAAGCUGGAAUAGUGUCUGUUAUCUAAAAUAUUUUCACAUGUUAUCUCAUUUGAACCUCGUAAGCAGUUUUGAAAUAGAAAGGAAAUGACACAUUUCCAUUUUAGAGAGAUAGGACUCAUGGUGACUCUACUCUCAUGGCAGAACUGCCUUUAGUGGAAGGAGGAGACCCAUAGCAUUAACCAGUGCUUACUAGGUCAAGUCCUACGUUCUCUUGGUCCUAUUGCAGGCUGGAGGUAGAUAGUUUAUAUUUAGGAAGAAAUAUUUAGGAAGAAAUAAGUAAACCCACAAUAAUGAAAAAAAUUACCUGUUCCCUCUGGUUUCCAAAAAUGUAAGAACAUGGAUUUGAGUAAGCUGAAUGUAUAUUAGUAUUUUAAGUUGGCACGAAAAUUAUAAAAUGGGCCCCACUCUUCUUAGUUGACCUUUUUAUGACUCUAAAAUCAUUAUUUUGUAACUAUGGUUAAAAUUUUGAAUCUCACAAGUAAGUUUAGCCUCAUUGUGAAUAUUUUAUUUUGUGAGUAUAAUUUAUUAUUUUAAAUUAAUUUUGAUAGAUAUGUUAGCACUUAAUCUGUAAAUUGAAUAAGUUAUUGAGUGCAGAAAUUUAUUAACUUACUGUCUCUGACUUAAUGCACCAAAGAUUUUGAGUAGGUAUUGAAUAGUUUAAAAGAAUUUAAAUUCUUUGUUGUUUGACUAUAUAUUUGUCCAAAGAAGCACAGCUGAAGUCCUUGGAUACUGAAUUUUAAAAAUUGUUAGUUUGAAUACUGAGAUUAAGUAUUAAGUGUUUGUGUUUAUAUGUAUAAAAUAAGUAGAGGAAAAUACUCUGGGAACAUUCAUACUGACCAACCAGUUACAAGUGAGAGUACUCAUUUCUCUCAGUUUAGUUGAGUACAGUUUUUUAAUGAACACUAUUCAAUAAUUUUAUAUUUUACACUACAUUAUAAAAAUAAUUUCUGCCUUAGAGGUUUUUUGGUUUUGACAGCCUAAAAUACCACUUAACCCGUAGGAUUUGUUCCUCAUGCCAGCAAGAUACCUUCAAGCUACCACAAAAGUAGAAAUGUUUGCAGACUUUUAAUUUAGAACUUUACUGCUGGGCAAAAGAGGAAUAAAAAAAAAUACCAUUUUAAACUGGUGCUUUAAUAAACUGACUGCCUUUUAAGUGAUGGUAACAUAAAAGAAGUACACUAAUUCCUUUCAACUUUAAAAAAGUGUCAAAACCACCUUUAUGGAGUGACUAUAAAGUAUUAAGGGCUAAUCAGUUCCACCCGUUGCUUUUCACUCAAUCACAGGUUACCUAAACACAACUAACCUGGUACAUUUAUGAGCUUGAAUGUUCUUCCUACAAUAUCACUCUAAUUUAUUAUUUAUCAAGAGGUUUUGAACAUUAGUUCUUUACGAGUGUCCUUUUAGACCAUCUUUUCUGAAUCGAAUACUUUGUACUUUUUCAGAGAUGUGUAGUUAUGUAGCAUUUUUCUCUGUUGCCUAGAUUGUACUGGUAAAUAAAUGAAUUGUUCCUUUUGUUUUAUUUUUUUGGUUCUGAGUCUUAAUAUUCCUGUUGCCUGCUGGCUGGGCAACAGCCUUUUAUGUGUUAUGUUAACUUAGGAAAAUUGGCGUUGAGUGGUAGUGUGGACAGUGGUCUUCAGAAUUUACAUGUCUUCUUUUAAGUUUGUACUGUGGCCUUUAUAGCUACUGGAGUCACUCCUCAGCCUGUCUGGAUGUUUAGCAGAAUCUGACAGAAGAAUAGUAUGCCUGCUCCUCUUGUUAAUGUCUAUCUCUGAUUGCUCUCCUUUUAAGUGACUUGUUAGGAGGAACACACAGCUCUAAACUGAAGACUUAGUUCACCUUUCCUGAACUGAACAUGGUUGACGGUGUGAGAAGAGCUGCUGUUAGCAAGCAGCAACAUCCUAGUCAACACCUAACUUGAGUUGAUGACUCAGGAAAAAGCACGGCUUUUCAAUAGUCAUGUUUGGACAUAUUUAGUGCCAAAUUUAAAAAAGACUGAAAAUGCAUUACUUAAUAAGGAGUAAGUACUGUUUCUAAAUACUUAAGUAGAAUUAUGUUAAAUCUUACCUGCUAUUAGUGUGAGUAAUGGAUUGAUUAUAAUUUUCUACACAGCAUAUAGGUACUAGACAAUUCUACAUAUCCUACUCAUUUCUUUUGCCCAUUUUUCUUUUAGUAAUCUCUGUGUGUUCUUUUUUGGUGUCUUUCCAUGUUUCUUACAAGUUUUACUUACCAUACUUUCCCUUAUGGCAUCUCGUGUUUUGUGCUUCCUCUUUGGAAGUGGAUCACUAUUACUAAAGCAAUAGGAUUAGAUUGUGUGGAAGUUGGGAGGAGGAGGAGGAUUUGGUAGGGCGGGUGUGUUUAUGUUCAACUAAUUCAUGCUUUAACUUACUGUAUAUUGAUCUUAAGUCUAUGACCUUUGAAAGAUCCCCAAGGCAUUUAUGCAGAGAGAAUUUAAAGAUGUUAUUUGGAGAACAAAUGUUACUUAAGAUGAAAACCUUUUGAAUUUUCAAGUAAAGCUAAGCAAUUUCAAUAUUUGCAUUACUGCUGGAGAUUUUGAAACGUCUCUUGAAUGAAGAGCAUGUGCACAUCUCAUUGUCACUAUGCCUCUCUGAUAUUCCUGCUUGUAUAAAGUUGAAUAAUGUACUGUGGUGUGAUCCCUUAUCCUUUUAACAAUCAGACUUUUCUCCUUGUAAGUAAAACUACUACAAUUGAUGAGUGUGAUUGCCAACCGCUGGAUGUUUAGCUGCUCAGUGUUCUGUCAUAACUGUUCUAUUUAAGGGAGAAACAGUGUAUAUUGAAAUAGAAAUGCUUUUGUUUUCUGUCUCUAAUCUGAAUUUUUUUUUUGAAUUAAGGACAGUCUUAAAACCAAUUGCAAAGGAAAAUCAAAAAUGUCAAAAUUCAUUAUUUUCCACUGUAAGAAAAAUGUCUUGAGUUUAGUAUUUUGUUUGUCUCGUGUUUCUUAAAUAUAAAUGUCUUUAUAGCAAACAUUCAGUUCUUUGUGAGGAGAUGACAUCUUGCAUAUUAAAUUAGUUCUUUGUGUUAUUUUGAUAUUUAAAAUAAACAGAGUUCUUUGGUCCUAGUAAAGCACAUCCAGGUUCUUUUCAAAUUACAUUUUUCAGAGUAUGGAUCACAAUGUCUUCAGCAAGUGUCUAUAAAACCAUGAACAAAUGCAAAACCAAGUAUCUUGGGAUCAUUUUUGAAACAAUUCUAAUAAAUUACAUAUUAUUUAAAAUAUAUUUAUAAGUAUAUAUGAAAUGUAUAAAUGAAUGGACCUUAAUUUUUUCAGUGUUUUAUAUAUAAACUCAAGUAUUAGACAUUA
Messenger RNA from Rattus rattus (black rat), 8632 nucleotides. It is a transcript of the gene Zbtb41, whose product is annotated as zinc finger and BTB domain containing 41. Lineage: Eukaryota; Metazoa; Chordata; Mammalia; Rodentia; Muridae. Gene Ontology annotation, biological process: regulation of transcription by RNA polymerase II. The record is from RefSeq and is a predicted model, not a curated record. Gene Ontology annotation, molecular function: RNA polymerase II transcription regulatory region sequence-specific DNA binding; DNA-binding transcription factor activity, RNA polymerase II-specific; protein binding. The coding region runs from base 245 to 2971 and encodes 908 amino acids. The transcript has 11 exons. Gene Ontology annotation, cellular component: nucleus.